This is a messenger RNA of Glycine soja, 2270 nucleotides long. RefSeq lists its product as uncharacterized. NCBI's taxonomy places the organism in Eukaryota, Viridiplantae, Streptophyta, Magnoliopsida, Fabales, Fabaceae. The coding region runs from base 466 to 1809 and encodes 447 amino acids. The record is from RefSeq and is a predicted model, not a curated record. The transcript is spliced from 2 exons.
CUAAAAAAACCGAGGAAAGCCCCCCUCUUUCUUGUCUUCUUGUUUUGCUGCUGCCACUACUGUGCUACCGAUCUCCGGUCACCAACAGGUUAGCUAAAACAAGAUCUGUAAUCAAUUUCAGAUGCUGUCAUCAUCUUUGGUUCUAAUCCCUGUGAAUAUCAGCUUAUGUUUUUAUGUUGGGGGUUUCGAUUUGAACUCGAAGGUAUUUGUUACUAUCACACACCCAACAUAUCAAGCUUCUUAUGAUUAUUACUAGUUAUUGCCUUCGCUUAUUGCCUAUUUGCGGGUUCUGAGCUUUAUUUUGAUUUUUAAAUGAUGUGUGAGCCAAAAAUUUGGCUUUCUGGUUUUGCCGUGGUGUUAGGCUUAGUCAACUGGUAAUAGAUACUGUUCGAAUUGAGAUUUCAGUUUCUGCUGUAGCCUGCUUUUCUAUCAGCAUCUUUGAGGAUUAGGGUUUGGGUUCCAAGAAUGAACAGUUCGGGUUUGGGUGGUGGUUUUUUGUCUGGUCCCAGCGGGGAGAUUUUGGACUUGGAAUCUCCAUUUCACAGACAGCAGCACACCCAAUUGGGUCAUCCAUCAAUAACUGGUCAACAGCACAUGAAUAUGAUGAGUGGUCUUGAAAGUGAUCACCCCAUUGGCCUAAUUGAAGUGAAAAGUUUGAAUGCGGCAUUGAAUUUUGGUAAAGGAAAGGCAGUCGCUCCUUCCAAUAGUAAUGAGUUGAGUGAAGAAGAUGAGCCUAGCUAUGCAGAAGAAGGGAAUUGUGAGAACCUGGAUGGUGGGAAGAGCAAAAAGGGGUCACCUUGGCAGCGAAUGAAGUGGACAGACAAUGUGGUUAGGCUUCUGAUAACAGUGGUGAGUUGUGUGGGUGAUGAUGGCACAAUUGGUGGCAUGGAUUGUCAUAAAAGGAAAUCUGGGGUUUUACAAAAGAAGGGCAAGUGGAAAACGGUCUCCAAGAUAAUGAUAGGCAAGGGUUGCCAUGUGUCGCCGCAGCAGUGUGAGGACAAGUUCAAUGACUUAAAUAAGAGAUACAAGAGGUUAAAUGACAUACUUGGAAGGGGAACUUGUUGUCAGGUGGUUGAGAAUCCUGUGCUGAUGGAUUCAAUGCCUAACCUGUCAGCUAAGAUGAAGGAUGACGUUAGGAAGAUAUUGAGCUCAAAGCACUUGUUUUAUAAGGAGAUGUGUGCUUACCAUAAUGGGCAAAGGAUACCAAACUCUCAUGAACUUGAUUUACAGGGUUAUUCUCUAGAGCAUGGGAGAGACUCCAGAGAUAAUAAUGGAUCUGAGGAUGAAGAUGAGGAUAACAAUGAUAGUGAGGAUGAUGAGUCAGAUGAUGAAAUUAAUAUUAAUGCACAUGAGGAUGGGGGGAGGAUGCAGCAGCUAUGUGAUAGAAAUAAGUUAAGUGAGGAGGAUGUCCAUUUUGGUCCACAAACUUCUCGGAUGGAUAAAUUUGAGGUUGAAAUGGCAAGGGUUUUUCAAGACCCCACAAAGUCAUUGCAUGAACAAAGAGAGUGGAUUAAGAUCCAGAUGCUACAGCUUCAAGAGCAAAAUAUCAGCUACCAAGCCCAAGCUCUUGAACUUGAGAAACAACGGCUUAAGUGGUUAAGAUAUUGCAGCAAGAAGGACAGGGAGCUGGAGAAGCUGAGGUUGGAGAACAAAAGAAUGAAAUUAGAAAAUGAGCGCAGGAUCUUGAAACUGAAGCAGAAAGAGCUUGAGGCAGAUUUCAGUACAUCUGAGAUGUCUUUAGACCCUGCCUCUCUUGGAAUCAACCGGCCACAAGGGAGGGAACAUAUCAGCUUAGGCAGACAACAAUAGCUCCUUCUCUGAAAGAAUUGGUCAUUAUUGCUUAAAUGAGUGUUGGGCGUUAGCGACUGUGCUGUGAAGCGUAAAUUCAUUUGGAAUGUGAAGAAAUAAAUGUUUUGCUCAACUAGUUGCUCGCCUUACCUCAUUUAAUCGUUGUAUAUUGGCAUGUGGGAUUUUGCCAGUGACACAGAAAUAGAAGAAUGUUGCUCUAAAGGCACUUGAGCUCUCAUUGGUUCUCAAUUCAUCAUUGACGUGGUUUGAACUUGUCUUUUGUCAACAUAAUUGUAACUGUGUUACAUACUUACAUUUGUAUCCACAUACCACGUGCGUUAUUUAAUUUUUGGCUUUGCAGCUGUAUAUUAUACCACAAGUGUAUGUCACCAACUUUGUUGUAACUUUGUUACAUUAAGUAGCUACAUGAAGUAUGCUUGAUUCAUUUUUAGCUAUGUAUUUUCCAAAGGACGUUCGUAAAA